AUGUCAGUUCCAGUAGGAAUCACAGUACCGAAAAUUCUCCCCGUGACGGGCACAUUUCUACCAGCAUUCGCGGCAUACUAUGUUCUGCUCAACCUCCGCGUCAGCCUUUCGCGUGUGGCGACCGAUACGAUGAUUGGCACCGACACCUCGAAGAAAGCGUCUUCGGACUCGAAGCCCAAGAGCAGCCAGUCGGACGGCCAUGCCCUGCUGGUGAACGCGCGAUGCCAUGGGAAUUUCAUCGAGAACGUCCCACUCGCCCUGCUGGUCGCAUCCAUCGUCGAGAUGAAUGGGGGAGACAGACAGGUGUUAACGGGGUCGCUGGCUGCACUGCUCUUCUUCCGAAUCGCCCAUGUCGAGCUCGGCUUGAAAGCAGAGCGUGCGCUGGGUUGGGGACGGUCAGUGGGAUACUUUGGUACAUUGUCCUGGGUUCUUGGUAUGAGCACGUACGCGGCGUGGUUGGUGAAGAGUUACUGGGGCUUGUAG
Molecule: messenger RNA, 483 nt
Organism: Cladophialophora carrionii CBS 160.54
Lineage: Eukaryota; Fungi; Ascomycota; Eurotiomycetes; Chaetothyriales; Herpotrichiellaceae
Exons: 3
Coding region: 1-483 (160 amino acids)
Cellular component (GO): membrane
Source: RefSeq, a predicted model, not a curated record